AUGCCUCUCCACACCCGCAACGGGGCACGAAGCCUCCCAAGCUACCUCAUCAUCAUCAUCAACGUACUCGCCGCAAUGAGUCUUCGUCUUCUUCUCACCAUCGCAACGCUGGAAGAACCAUGGGGAGAGCCUGAUUGGACGCAGAACGCAGGCGUCUACGUGUUGACAAAGUCAUCUCGUCGAGGGGUUGUAUAUCUCAUCAGAUUCUGCGCCGCAUAUCUGGUUGUCUUCUCUGUGGGUGUCGUCGCCGGGUUCGAUUGGCUGGACAAUGAUUUGGUGGUAAAUGUUUGGGGACCAGAGGAUCUCCGGGAAGAGGUGAAUCGAGGCGGGUUAUUGUGGUAG
Molecule: messenger RNA, 342 nt
Organism: Cucurbitaria berberidis CBS 394.84
Lineage: Eukaryota; Fungi; Ascomycota; Dothideomycetes; Pleosporales; Cucurbitariaceae
Exons: 1
Coding region: 1-342 (113 amino acids)
Source: RefSeq, a predicted model, not a curated record